AUGUCGACGUCGUCGUCGACGCAGGAGGCGGAGCAGGACUGGAUGCCCAGCGACGAGGCCGCGGCGGCGUCGCCGCGAGCGCGGUCGUCGCCAUCGCGAUCUACGAGCGCCACGCGCGCGUCUGGCUCGGCACGUUCGCGGACGAGGCGGCGACCGCGCGCCUACGACGUGGCGGCGCUCCGCUUCCGCGGCCGCGGCGGCGCCGUCAACUUCCCCAGCCCCGCCGACGCGGCCGAGAUGGCGUUCCUCGCCGCGCGGCCCAAGGCCGAGGUCAUCGACAUGCUGCGGAAGCACACCUACGACGACGAGCUCCGGUAG
Panicum virgatum (switchgrass) is the source of this 318-nucleotide messenger RNA. RefSeq names its product AP2/ERF and B3 domain-containing protein Os01g0141000-like. NCBI's taxonomy places the organism in Eukaryota, Viridiplantae, Streptophyta, Magnoliopsida, Poales, Poaceae. The transcript is spliced from 2 exons. Bases 1 to 318 code for a protein of 105 amino acids. The record is from RefSeq and is a predicted model, not a curated record.